This is a messenger RNA of Trichophyton verrucosum HKI 0517, 1218 nucleotides long. RefSeq lists its product as uncharacterized. The transcript is spliced from 2 exons. The coding region runs from base 1 to 1218 and encodes 405 amino acids. NCBI's taxonomy places the organism in Eukaryota, Fungi, Ascomycota, Eurotiomycetes, Onygenales, Arthrodermataceae. The record is from RefSeq and is a predicted model, not a curated record. Gene Ontology annotation, cellular component: Set1C/COMPASS complex. Gene Ontology annotation, molecular function: protein binding.
AUGGCUCACGAAUACGGACGGUUCGAUUUGAAGCUCCCGUAUAUAUUGCAGAAUUGCAUCCAUUCAACCAAAUUCCAUCUUAGUUGGCUAUUUGUGGCUUCAUUGUUUGAAGACCAACCAGUCCUUGUCGACGUUUCCUCUCCUCGACCCAUCAAGCGUAUCCUACCCUCAGCACCCCUUCGGCCGCAACCGGAGAAUGGAGAAGAAGUUGACCCUGCAGUAGCUGCUAAGCAAGCUGCACAGGAUGCAAAACAUUCAACUUGCGUUACCGUCUUCACGGCACUUGGCAAUCAUAUUCUGGCUGGCACAUCCAAGGGUUGGAUCAACAUUAUCGAAACUCAGACCUGCAAAACAAUCCAUUCCACCCGUUUAUGUAACGGUGUUAUAAUACUUCUGCGUCUUGCAAGCAAUGGACGGGAUUUACUUGCGAACAGCUCCGACCGAGUGAUACGCACCAUUUUAAUGCCGGACCUUUCACAGCUUGGCGUUAGCCUUGAACCAUCUAAUAUCAAGCUCGACAUAGAACACAAGUUCCAAGAUGUGGUGAACAGGUUAAGCUGGAACCAUGUUGCUUUCUCUGCAACGGGUGAAUUCGUGACUGCAUCCACGUUUAUGAACCAUGACAUCUAUGUCUGGGAACGCAGCCAUGGCUCACUUGUCAAGAUUCUUGAAGGCCCGAAAGAGGAGCUGGGAGUCGUCGAGUGGCACCCAAACAAACCCAUGGUGGUAGCCUGUGGGCUAGAGUCUGGCGGUAUAUAUGUGUGGUCUAUUGUCACGCCACAGAAAUGGUCUGCGUUAGCGCCUGAUUUUCAGGAAGUCGAGGAAAAUGUUGAAUACGUCGAGAGGGAAGAUGAAUACGAUAUCCAUCCUGCUGAACAAGUUCAUCAGCGCCGGCUUGAUCUAGAAGAUGAGACUCCGGACGUGCUUACUAUUGAACCUGUCAAGGGAGAAACCGGUGAUGACGGACACGAGACGUUCCGCAUGCCUGUCCUCUUGGACAUAUCAGAUAGCGAGAGUGAAGAAGAUAUCAUUGCAGUGGGGCCUGGAACAAUGAGAAGACGCAGCCCUGGCUCUGGACGUGAGUGGAUGAAUAAUAACGGCGGCAACAAUGUAGCUGCGUCCGCUACCGCCAGUGGCGAUGUUUACGAUUCUGACGGUAGAAGACAGCCGACAUCGAAUGGCAUUGGCAGAACGCAGAAUAAAGGACGCCGGAGAUAA